Molecule: messenger RNA, 1560 nt
Organism: Cryptomeria japonica (Japanese cedar)
Lineage: Eukaryota; Viridiplantae; Streptophyta; Pinopsida; Cupressales; Cupressaceae
Exons: 2
Coding region: 1-1560 (519 amino acids)
Source: RefSeq, a predicted model, not a curated record
AUGCGUCAUAGAAGUCAAGCCACCGCAUCUGUAUUUGUCCACAAACAACUUGAUGAUUCAAUGCCUAUAACAAUUUUUGACCUUCCACAAAGAUUAAAGGACUUGCUUGAUGACAAACUAGCAGAUCAACUAAUGUGCUUUAGCUCGUCAAUUCAUGGAACUAAACCAUUCUGGAAUCAACGUAGAAGGGAACUUAUAGACAUGGUCAUCCAAAUUGGUUGUCCAAUGCUAUUUUUCACACUCAGUGAUGCUGAUACAAAAUGGCCAGACUUGCAUAAUAUCAUGCCAACCACCACACCUACAAAUCCAUAUGCAACUGCUAGGUGGAGAUUACAAAAUAUAGUUCAAAAUCCACACCUUACUGCAAUGUACAUGCAUCACAGAUUUACUGCAUUUCAUGAAGAAGUGUUGGAAAAACUUCUUGGUGCAAAUGACUAUUGGUAUAGAGGCUCUGCACAUAUCCAUGGUUUCAUUUGGCUACCAAAAGUGCCUGACAUUGGCAAAUUACAAUGGAAUGACAUUCAGUCAGUACAAAAUGCACUUGCAUACAUUGAUACAUAUGUCUCCGUGUGGAACCCACGAAGUCAUGAAUUGAGAAAUCAAGUGUUCCACCGAUCCAUUGUUGACGACCCUUGCUUGAUGGACACAAGCAUGAUAGUAUCAAGUGAUCCUUCCAUUGACUAUUGUGAAUUGGCCAAUUAUGUUCAAAGACAUACAAAAUGUACUAUCCAAACAUGCCUUCACAAGAAGGGGACAUCUCUUCAAUGCUGUUAUAAAGCCCCUUGGAACAUUACAGAAAAAUCGUCUCUUUCUAAUGAUGAUAAUGGCCAACCUAAGCACACCCCUGCUUGCAAUGAUGACCGCCUAAAUCUUCACAACCCAUUUAUACUCUCAAUAUGGAGGGCCAAUGUAGAUUGCCAACCUGUUCUCUCAAUUGAUGUUGUGAUCAAAUAUAUUGCAAAAUAUGCUACUAAAGCUGAAAACAAAUCAGAAACAUACCAUGCAAUGUUAUCUCAAAUAUCAACCAACUUUGAGUUUGAUAAACCAGCUCCUAAUGCUUUUCGCAAAAUGCUUCUUGACAACCUUGUGGAUCGUGAUAUAAGUGCCCAAGAAAGUUGCCACCUUCUACUAAAGCUACCACUCUCCCUUUAUAGUCAAACAUUUUUUUCUUUAAAUGUGAACCAAGAAAAAUUCCAACGUGUACCAAUCACAUCCACAGAAAGAACCACAUAUCCAAACUAUAUUGCAUCUUACAUGGCAAGACCAAUACAUUUAGAGAGAAUGUCUCUUAUCGAAGUAACUCAAAAAUGGUUCUUCAACGCAUCAAGAAAGUGUGAUCAAUGGAAAGAGCGAGCCACACCAAUCAUAGUUCGAGUGUCUCCACGAUUCAGAACCAUCCCUACAAAGGAAGAAAAAUGUUUUCAAGAAUUUUGUUGGACUGAACUAUUAUUGUACCACCCAUUCCGCAACAUUCAAAUGGAUUUCGACUCAACAGAUGAUGAAAAUCAAGCACUAUGGGAAAGGUUCUCUCACAAGUACAAGCCAUGGCAUGUACGUUGA